Messenger RNA from Nymphalis io (European peacock), 1527 nucleotides. RefSeq lists its product as uncharacterized. NCBI's taxonomy places the organism in Eukaryota, Metazoa, Arthropoda, Insecta, Lepidoptera, Nymphalidae. The coding region runs from base 161 to 835 and encodes 224 amino acids. The transcript is spliced from 4 exons. The record is from RefSeq and is a predicted model, not a curated record.
UAUGAGUGCUUAUUGUGAGGUGUGAUUAUAUGUCAAAUCCUGUAUAAUUAAAUAAAGUUAUAGUGCAGUUGUUUUUUAGUUAUUAGUAAUUUUGUUUUCCUUAUUUCAUAAAUAUAAAUAAUUAGGCAUCAACACCAAGUGACCUUAAAAUAUUUUGACCAUGACAGAAGAUUUAGCAGCUAUUAAAGAAGAGGAUUUCAGGCAAUUAAAGGAAAGGAUGAAAUUAAUUGCCGAUGCGGACCCAGCGCAAUACCACAAUGAGUAUUCCCUUAAAAGAUAUUUACGAGCUUUUAAAACAGUUGAUAAUGCUUUCCAGGCAAUAUUAAAAACCAACAAAUGGAGAGUUGAAUAUGGGGUCUCUAACCUACAUGAAAACAAAGAAAUUAUUGAAAAGUAUGCAAAUAAGGCAAGAGUGCUCCGUCAUAGAGAUAUUAUUGGCAGACCAAUUAUUUACAUUCCGGCCAAAAAUCAUAGUUCUAAUGAUAGAAAUAUUGAUGACCUCACAAAGUUUAUUGUGUACUGCUUGGAGGAUGCCAGCAAAAAAUGUUUUGAAGAGGUUGUAGACAAUUUAUGCAUUGUAUUUGACUUGAGCAAUUUUACAUUAUCAUGUAUGGAUUACCAAGUUCUUAAGAAUUUGAUUUGGCUCCUGAGCAGACAUUAUCCAGAGAGACUCGGUGUUUGUCUUAUAAUAAAUGCACCAACUUUUUUUUCUGGAUGCUGGGCGGUUAUAAAGGGAUGGCUCAAUGAAAACACAGCGGGGAAAGUGACAUUUGUGAAUUCAGAAAUGGACCUUUGUCAGUAUCUGAUACCGGAUAUUCUACCCACCGAUAUGUAAUAAAGGUUUUGUUGAUAGUUUUAAACAUCGCUAGAGUACCUAAAAUAUAAGCUAGAUCCAAUUAAACAGUCUAAUGUGUAGAAAAAUACGCAGAAUUGUUAUAGUUUUUCUAUUUUUAAAAUAUGUAACUAUUUUAAUUCCGUAAAUUAUGAGACUAUGUAUUAAUUUCAAGUUUUGCAUAAUUCACAAAAUAUAAAAGAGCUGGAUAUUUGUUAAACACGUUUUUUAUAAUAUAUUGAAGUUGUCAUUUAGGUAAAAACAUAAUGAUGUUACACCAGACUACUUUAUUUAAUAGUCAUAGCAUUUAAGUAAAUUGCCCCAAUAUAAUUAAUAAUGUAAUAAAUAAUUAAAAAACGGUAAAUCUGUAUAAAUAAAUAUAACUGGAUUACAAAUAGGGUUUUUAGUUGAUGCUUAAAUAAUUAAUGCCUUUAAAUAUAAAACAAAAAAAACAUUUUAACUAUAACCAUGUGUCAUUACAGAACCAAAUUCUAUUAUAUAUAUACUAUAAUUUAUUUAUAAUAUCAAGAUUAUGAUUGCCUAGUCACUUAACUUUAUAUUUAAUUUGUUGACAUAUCUGAAGGCCAUUAAACCAAAGGAUUAACUUUAAAUUCAAAUUGAUUCAUAAUUUAUUCAGCUAAGAACAAAUAAAUAUUAUCUAUUAAAUUCCAUAUUACAGUAAAUAGUCAUGUAGU